AUGGAGCAAAGGGAUGUUAAGAUGGAGGGCGAUGACCAUCCCAUGGCGGAAGCCGAGCCCAUGAAUGGCUCUGGUAGCACCCGAGCCGACGGCGACGGCAGCCCGUUCAACUCCGUCGACUAUGGAUCGGAGAGCGAGCCUGACGAAAUUUCUGUCGCUCUUCAGCUGCUUCAUCGCCGUGGUCUACUCCCUACGGGAUGCUGCUACGAUGACCGUAUGAAAUUACACAUGAAUGCAGACUUUAGCCCAAAUACACACCACCCGGAAGACCCGAGGCGCAUUCAUGAGAUCUUCAAAGCUUUUAAGAAAAUGGGCCUGGUCUAUACUGGUCCACAAACUGAGCUGCCCCGGAUCAUCAAGGAGUCCCCUACCAAAUAUAUGUGGAGGAUUCCCGCGCGACCAGCGCGAAGAGACGAAAUCUGCCUGGCCCAUUCCGCCGAGCACUUGACAUGGGUCGAAAGCAUCGACAAGCUAAGCUCCGCUGAACUCCGUGCACUCACCAGGCAGUUUGAUCAAGGGCGCGAGUCACUGUAUGUGGGUAGCAUGUCUUACCCUGCAGCCUUACUCUCUGCUGGCGGCGCUAUUGACACGUGCAAAAACGUCGUCGAAGGCCAAGUCAAGAACGCUUUUGCAGUAAUUAGGCCACCGGGUCAUCAUGCAGAAUACGACCAGGCCAUGGGGUUCUGUUUCUUUAACAAUGUGCCUGUGGCUGUGCGUGUCUGUCAACAAGAUUAUCCUGACAUCUGCCGUAAAGUUCUGAUCCUGGAUUGGGAUGUGCAUCACGGCAAUGGGGUUCAGAAUAUUUUCUACAACGAUCCUAAUGUUCUAUACAUCUCCAUCCACGUGUAUCAAAACGGUUCCUUCUAUCCUGGAAAGUCGCCGGACCCCAGCGUUCCUGACGGCGGAGUAGAGAACUGCGGUAUUGGACCAGGUCUUGGAAAGAAUAUCAAUAUCGGGUGGCACGAUCAGGGCAUGGGGGACGGAGAAUACAUGGCAGCCUUUGAAAAGAUUGUCAUACCCAUCGCGAAGGAGUUUGAUCCUGACCUGGUUGUCAUUUCGGCUGGUUUUGACGCUGCCGAUGGAGACGAACUCGGUGGCUGCUUCGUCACGCCACCAUGCUACGCCCACAUGACCCAUAUGCUAAUGUCUCUGGCCGAUGGCAAGGUUGCUGUCUGCCUUGAGGGCGGUUAUAACUUGCAAGCCAUUUCCAACUCGGCCGUGGCCGUUGCACGAACUUUGAUGGGCGAGCCGCCGCCUCGCAUGAAGGUUCCAAAGAUUAACAAGGAAGCGGCGCGAACUUUAGCCAAAGUCCAGGCGUACCAAGCUCCAUAUUGGGAAUGCAUGCGCCUAGGAGUCGUCAAUGUCCCGGAAACGCAGACACUCAAUGGAAACCGUCUUCAUGAUGUCAUUCGGAGUGCGCAGCAGCAGGCUCUGCAGGCCAAACAUAACAUGGUACCGCUCUACGUGCAGCGCGAUCGAAUUUCCAAGUCCUUUGAAAACCAAGUACUGGUCACUCCAAACCUUCAGGAUGCCAAACGGUCAUUAGUAAUCAUCCACGAUCCGCCGCAGCUGCUGGCCCAGCCUGACGUUAUUGAUGGAUCUUUGGACAGCCACAACUCUUGGGUGGUAGAUGGUGUUAUACAAUAUAUCGAUUGGGCCGUUGACCGGAAGUUUGCGGUUAUGGACAUCAACGUUCCAGCCUACGUGUCGCAGGACGAGGAUAUGGAGGCUUUUAUUCCGGGCUUCAAAGAGCGGGCGCUUCAGGAGCAGAUGCAGUCUUUAAUGUGCUAUCUGUGGGACAACUUUCUCCAACUCAGCGAUGCGGAGGAAAUCUUCUUAAUGGGGGUUGGAAACGCAUACCUUGGUGUCAAGAUGCUUCUCAUUAACAGAGACUGCAAAGCUAGAAUAUCCGGCAUCGUCAAUUUUGUUACGGGCAGCUUGCGCCCCAUCAAGUCUGACAUUGAUACAGAGCUCUCAUCCUGGUACAAAGACAAUUCCCGCGUCUAUGUUGCCGGCGAUCACGCCUGCUGGUCGGACUAUGACCUGACGCGCAAGGUGCAGAAACGGCGCUUUGGCACAGUCGUCCGCAGCGAAAUGAUUGGCCUGAAUAAGAUGAUGCGCGCACAUGCUGAAGAAACACAUGAAUGGAUCAUGGAACGUGUCACUGAUACCCGUGGAGAGACGACUGAGGAUGAGAAGUCUCCGCAAUAA
Molecule: messenger RNA, 2211 nt
Organism: Akanthomyces muscarius
Lineage: Eukaryota; Fungi; Ascomycota; Sordariomycetes; Hypocreales; Cordycipitaceae
Exons: 2
Coding region: 1-2211 (736 amino acids)
Biological process (GO): chromatin organization
Cellular component (GO): histone deacetylase complex
Molecular function (GO): histone deacetylase activity
Source: RefSeq, a predicted model, not a curated record